This is a messenger RNA of Cetraspora pellucida, 3210 nucleotides long. NCBI's taxonomy places the organism in Eukaryota, Fungi, Glomeromycota, Glomeromycetes, Diversisporales, Gigasporaceae. The record is from the annotation of a GenBank genome assembly.
AUGACUAAUUUAGCUGUAACAGAUUGUAUGUUUGAACAACUAGUUUUAAAUUCAUGCCUCAUAAACGUUUUGUGUGUUGCUAAAUUAUGUUCAUAUUCUGCAGAUGAAAACUUUGCAAACAAUAGAAUGCCACGUUUCGAUUAUGAGAUUGAAGAUUUCCAACAUUAUACAUGGCACAUCACCGGUUGGCAAGAUCUGGAAAACAGGUUGACAAGUCCUGAAUUUGUUGCUGGAGGUUGGAGAUGGCGUAUUUUGCUUUUCCCCUUUGGAAAUAAUAAUAUUGAUGUGGUAUCAAUUUACCUGGAGAUUGUACCGCAUGGAGCACCUAAUGGUUGGCAUUGCUGUGCACAGUUUAUUUUGGCCAUAUGGAAUUCAGAAGAACCAACACUAUACGUUUCUCACAACGCAAAUCAACGUUUUAAUUCUGAAGAGCGAGAUUGGGGAUUUACACGAUUCUGCGAACAGCGCAAUUUGUUUGUUCCAAUGGAAAAUCAAACACGUUCUUUAAUCGAAAAUGAUUCAUGCAAUAUCACUGUCUUCAUUCGUAUUAUUAAGGAUGAAACUGGCUUUCUCUGGCAUAAUUUUAAAAAUUAUGACUCAAAAAAAGAAACUGGUUGUAUUGUCCUUAAGAACGAGGGAACAACUGGAUAUAUGAAUGCUACGCUACAAUUAUUAUUCAACAUGACCUGUUUUCGUAAGGCAGUAUACCAAAUCCCUACGGAUUGUGACAAAUCAGAUAAAAGUGUUCCGUUAGCUUUACAAAAUGUCUUUUAUCAAAUGCAAACAUCAAAUACUUCAGUUAGAGCAAUGGAAUUAAUGAAAUCUUUUGGAUGGGAUUCAUUAAACUCUUUUAUGCAGCACGAUGCCCAUGAGUUUAACAGAGUGUUGCAAAGCAAUUUAGAAAGUAGAAUGAUGGAUAAAAAUGCAAUUUCCGCACUCUUUGCCGGAAAAAUAAAGAGCUAUAUUAAAUGUAUCAACGUAGACUAUGAGUCAUCCUGUGUUGAAGAUUACUAUGACAUUCAACUUGACGUAAAAGGUUGCAGGAAUUUGGAUGAUUCCUUCAUGAAUUAUAUAAAAGAGGAAACUUUAGAAGGAGAUAAUAAGUAUGAUGCUGGAAGCUACGGACUACAAGAGGCAAAGAAAGGAAUAAUCUUUGAAAGUUUCCCAUCCGUAUUAUAUUUGCAAUUAAAACGGUUUGAAUACGAUUCACAAAGUGCUACUGUUAAUAAGAUAAAUUAUCGUUAUGAAUAUCCUAUGGAAAUUGAUUUAGAAAAAUAUUUAUCAUCAGAAGCAGAUAGAACAAAACAACACAAAUAUUUACUCUAUGGAGUGCUUGUUCAUAGUGGUUACUGUUAUGGAGGCCGUUAUUUUGCUAUAAUAAAACCAAAUAAGAACGGCAAAUGGCUAAAAUUUGAUGAUGAUAGAGUUAUACCCGUAACAAAUAAAGAGGUGCUGGAAAAUAAUUAUGGAGGCGGUAUCCAAUUCUCGAGUGCAUAUAUAUUAGUAUAUAUCCGUGAGUCCGAUAUAGAUAAUGUAUUACCUCCAAUGCUUACUGAGGAUAUACCAAAAAAUUUGCAAAAACGUCUUGACGGGCAAAAAAAUAAAGAAUCAGAAGAACGAAAGAAUUAUUUUUAUGUUAAGAUUGCAACCCCAAAGACCUUUAAUCUCCACCAAGGCUAUGGUGUUGCUGACUUUAACGAUCCGUUAUUUGAAGUUUUACAAUUUAAAGUUUUAAAAAGCGAAAAAUAUGACCAGUUCAAAGAUAAAUUUGCAGUCAAAUUUGAAAUUCCAACCGAACAAAUAAGAUUCUUGAUAUUUACAAAUCGUAAUAUUAGGCCAAUUCCAGAUGAUUAUGUUUAUAAGUCUAUGGAUAGAAUUUACAGAAGGAUGGGUCUGGGACAAAAUGAAAUGAAUUUUUAUUUAGAAAUUUCACACAAGCCUAUUAAAGAUGAGGAAUGGUUCCCACCAACAGUAAGGAAUACCUAUGCAAUGAUUUUCAUCAAAUAUUUUGACCCCAAUACACAAUAUUUAGAAGGGCUUGGUCAUAUAUAUAUUCAAAAAUCAUAUAAAGUUGAUGAUAUCAUUCCAAUUCUAUGUGAGAAAAAAGAUUUUCCACCACAUACACCUUUAAGGGUAUACAAAGAAACAAGAACAAGCGUGACUGAAAUAAUAACUAAUCUACAAGAUGGUGAUAUAAUUUGUUUUCAAAAGGAAUUCACAGAAAUAAAUCGAGUAGGCCGUGCUUGUGAUAUUCCCACAUUCUAUAGUUCAUUAUCCACGCGUAUCAUCGUUCAAUUUAGGCCAAAAUUUAAAGAUGAAAAACAGAAAUCUGAAUUUAAGUUGGCCUUAGACAAGGAUUAUACAUAUGAUGUUGUUGCUAGCCACGUUGCUGCAUAUCUAAAUACAGAUCCUCUGAAAUUACGUUUUACGUCAGCACAUCUAACAUUCGGGACACCUAGAUCUGUGAUCAAAAGGAAAACUAAUGCAACAUUAACAUCGAUGCUUCCAGGAAGAUAUCUAUCUUUACCUACCUCGGCAAACCUUAUAUAUUAUGAGAUGUUAGAUUUUAGCAUUGACGAAUUAGAAAAUAUGAUGUUAUUUAAAGUGUACUGGCUUGGGUCAACUUUAAAGGAAAUUGAAUUGUUUAAUAUUUUUCUUCCAAAGAAAGCUACAAUUGAUGAUUUUUUAGAAGAAAUUAUACGAAAACUAUCAUUACCAGGACCCACCAGUAGUAUUAGAUUGUUUGAAGUUAUGAAUUGCAAGAUUUUAAACGAAUAUAUAGGUACAUUUAACAGUCCAAUAGAUAAAAUACCGGAACACGCAACAUUAUACGCAGAGGAAAUAUCUCAAGAGGAAAUUAAACUAAAUAUCAAUGAUAAAGUUAUUCAAGCAUAUCAUUUUACUAAGAAUCCUUCAUACAUACACGGAAUUCCAUUCAAAUUUGUUAUUAAAGCUGGCGAACCUUUUUCAGAGACCAAGUUGCGGCUUCAAGCACGUUUAGGAAUGAAUGAAAAUGAUUUUGCGGAAGUAAAAUUUGCGAUUGUACAGGAGGUGCCAUAUACAAAACCUAAGUACAUUGUUUAUGAUAAUGUUAUUCUAUCUGAUCGAAAUUGGACACCCGAUACAUAUUUAGGUCUUGAUUAUGUGAGCAAGACAGAGCGUGUAGGAAUAGUGGGUGAUGAUAAUAAAUCAAUAUAUAUAAAGGAAUAA